CGCCGUGUUGACUAAACAUGAUAAUGUUCUGAAACGGUAAGGAUUUUGCUCUACUCGAUCAGACCUAAGCUUCUUGUGAACUGCUGACCUCCACAAACGGAAAGGAUUGACUCUGCAUGGCCCCUAGUAUUACAAUGACUUCUCUACCAAUUUGUCGUAAGGGAGAAGACUCUUCUUGCGUUGUCUUGAACAGAAACGAUAUGCAGACUAAUCUACACAUGGCAGGAGACGAGGAGCUUGAGAAGCCGAAAGUUUCUAUACUUCCUUUCAGCGUCGAGGCGCUGAUGGCAGAUAAAAAACCUUCAAGAGACUUGUCAUGCACCGAUGGCGCAACUGUCGCAGGAACUUCGCACUCUCUCAGUCCCAGGACGGGUACCCGGAGCUGCACAGAGACCCCGGUGUCCCCCUUGACUAUCAACUCGCCGUUUUCUGUCGGAGGACUAAUCAAAAUGCCCGAGGACGCACUUGUCAAAUCCGAAAGCCCGGAAAGUCAAGAACGAAAUGCGUGGAUACAAAGCUCUCGUUUCUCGCCACCGCCUCCUAGACGUCUGAGCCCCCCAGCAUGUCCACUGAGAAAGCACAAAACAAACAGGAAGCCACGGACUCCUUUCACCACUUCCCAGCUGCUGGCAUUGGAGAGGAAGUUCCGACAAAAACAGUACCUGUCCAUAGCGGAGAGGGCCGAGUUUUCCAGCUCUCUGAAUCUGACAGAAACGCAGGUGAAAAUCUGGUUUCAAAACCGGAGGGCAAAGGCUAAAAGGCUGCAAGAAGCAGAACUGGAGAAACUAAAAAUGGCAGCCAAGCCUAUGUUACCACCAGCCUUUGGAAUUUCCUUUCCCCUUGGUACCCCAGUGCCAGCAACUUCACUUUACGGAGCAUCACAUGCAUUCCAGAGACAUUCCCUCCCCGUGUCUCCCGUGGGACUUUAUGCUGCUCACGUUGGAUACAGCAUGUAUCACCUGGCCUAAAGGAAAAGGCCAGCCAUUGAAGACAAAAAUACCUCCAACGCAUAUCUUCUCGAAACGUUUUCCUGAUCCUGGAAUUCAUUGUUGACUCUGUUAUUGAGAUCAGAUACGCAUUUAACGCGAGAUACUGAAUAUUAAGACUGAUAAUUAAGUCUGAAGUAUCAACCGAUAAAUGUCCUGUUAUACUUUUAUACACCUUUUCUGUUGAUUGCCGUAACUUUUGUGCUACAAACUCCAGUACUUUUGUUCGGUUGUGUUAAUCUGGAUCCACACCACACAUUCAAAGCUGAACACGGAAAGUAAACAGUGCAUCUGCGGCAUCUGCAUUUUUAUAUGAAAAACAUGUUUUGGAAACAACUAGUCUGUUAAAAUGUUGGGGCUUUCCUUUAAUGCAUAAAACAACGAGGAGGCUUUAUUAUUAUUAUUUUUUUUAAUUUAACAGACAAUUCACCAGAAAUAAUUCAAUGCUCUUUGUUUAAAAGAAAAAAAGUAUAUUUAACAGCACAGUCUGUUAUGUAUGUAUUUCACUGCUUCCUUUGGAAGGGAUUUGUGUACUAUAAUAUAAUGUAUAUUUGAAAUU
This is a messenger RNA of Polypterus senegalus (gray bichir), 1545 nucleotides long. It is a transcript of the gene msx1a, whose product is annotated as muscle segment homeobox 1a. Lineage: Eukaryota; Metazoa; Chordata; Cladistia; Polypteriformes; Polypteridae. Gene Ontology annotation, biological process: regulation of transcription by RNA polymerase II; embryonic morphogenesis. The transcript is spliced from 2 exons. Gene Ontology annotation, cellular component: nucleus. The coding region runs from base 117 to 968 and encodes 283 amino acids. Gene Ontology annotation, molecular function: DNA-binding transcription factor activity, RNA polymerase II-specific; RNA polymerase II transcription regulatory region sequence-specific DNA binding. The record is from RefSeq and is a predicted model, not a curated record.